AUGUUGAUCAAAGUCAAGACCCUGACAGGGAAAGAGAUCGAGCUGGACAUUGAUCCCGAUGACAAGAUCACUCGUAUCAAGGAGAAGGUCGAGGAGCAAUCCGGUGUGCCACCACCUCAGCAGCGGCUGAUCUUUUCGGGCAGGCAGUUGGCUGACGACAAGUCCGCACGGGACGUUAACAUCCAAGCCGGCGCUGUCCUGCAUCUCGUCCUCGCUCUUCGUGGCGGCAACUGA
Molecule: messenger RNA, 234 nt
Organism: Stereum hirsutum FP-91666 SS1
Lineage: Eukaryota; Fungi; Basidiomycota; Agaricomycetes; Russulales; Stereaceae
Product: ubiquitin
Exons: 5
Coding region: 1-234 (77 amino acids)
Biological process (GO): protein neddylation; regulation of proteolysis; modification-dependent protein catabolic process
Cellular component (GO): nucleus; cytoplasm
Molecular function (GO): ubiquitin protein ligase binding; protein tag activity
Source: RefSeq, a predicted model, not a curated record